Paramormyrops kingsleyae is the source of this 1565-nucleotide messenger RNA. It is a transcript of the gene tyms, whose product is annotated as thymidylate synthetase. Gene Ontology annotation, cellular component: cytosol; mitochondrion. Gene Ontology annotation, biological process: dTMP biosynthetic process. Gene Ontology annotation, molecular function: thymidylate synthase activity. The record is from RefSeq and is a predicted model, not a curated record. NCBI's taxonomy places the organism in Eukaryota, Metazoa, Chordata, Actinopteri, Osteoglossiformes, Mormyridae.
ACCUUAUGUGCAAGAUUAUCUCGAAGUGAUGAACAGGCAGGAAACAACUGGGAUUCGUCGGAAAAUUACAGUUGCAAUAAUUUCUACUAAUAUGUUAUCGCAGAUGAUUAAAACGUAGACAUUGUGCAUGCUAACAAAGCGCAAUAUAAACCCGGCAGUGGAGCGUAGGGUUUUAUUAUCUGGUUCUCAGUGGAUUUCUGGAAAUGUGAAAUAAAGUGCGAUGUCAUUUGUUAGCCUCCACGUUACUUUUCUACGAAUAUUUCUGUUAUUAUUCCCCAGCCGGCCCGGCCGCCCUAGGAGGGGCUUACGGACGGGCGCCUUUUUCCUUCGUCCCCAUUGGCGCGAUGCACGUCAGAAAACCCGCGAUUUUCGCGCACAGCAUCCUGCAGACAAUCUGCGAGCUCAGGGACGGAGAUUCCCCUUCAUCGCGGUUUGGAUUGUAGCCCCCGAAGCGUUAAAAUGCCCGCCACAUCGGAGGUGCACGGCACCGUGCACGGCGAGCCUGACCGCCCGCCACAGGCAGAAUCAUCCCAGAUGUUCCGCGACGAGCGCGGCUAUCUGGACCAGGUUCGGUACAUAAUGCAGCACGGGACCCGGAAAGGGGACCGAACCGGGACCGGGGUAAUCUCCUUGUUCGGGUCCCAGGCCAGGUACAGCCUUAGGGACCAGUUUCCCCUUCUGACGACGAAGAAAGUCUUCUGGAAAGCGAUUGUGGAGGAGCUGUUGUGGUUUAUUAAAGGCUCCACCGACGCCAAGGAGCUGUCAGCGAAGGGCGUGAAGAUCUGGGAUGCCAACGGCUCCCGGGAGUUUCUGGACAGCUGCGGGUUCACCUUCCGGGAGGAGGGCGAUCUGGGGCCCGUGUACGGGUUCCAGUGGAGGCAUUUCGGGGCCGAAUACAAGGACCUGCACACGGAUUACACAGGCCAAGGAGUGGACCAGCUCCAGGCUGUCAUAGACACCAUUAAGAAGAACCCAGAAGAUCGGAGGAUCAUCAUGUGCGCCUGGAAUCCCAAAGACCUGCCCCUGAUGGCCCUGCCCCCCUGCCACGCCCUCUGCCAGUUCUAUGUGUGCGAAGGGGAGCUGUCCUGCCAGCUGUACCAGAGGUCUGGAGACAUGGGGCUGGGCGUACCCUUCAACAUCGCCAGCUACUCCCUGCUCACCUACAUGAUCGCCCACAUCACAGGGCUCAAGCCCGGCGACUUUGUCCACACCCUGGGAGACGCCCACAUCUACACCAAUCACGUCGAGCCUCUGAGGGAGCAGCUCCAGCGGGAGCCCCGCCCCCUCCCCAAGCUGAAGAUCCUGAGGCAGGUGGAGCGCAUCGACGACUUCCGUCCCGAGGAUUUCGAGAUCUGCGGCUACAACCCCCACCCCGCCAUUAAAAUGCAGAUGGCGGUCUGAGGUUCCACCUCACCUCCGCUCCCUGCUUUUUUCCUACUUUAAACAUCCAAUCCUGUUUUUCUACUGUAAAUGUUUAUGUGUAUAGGUUCGAGUUAAGAAUUCACAUCUAGACAAUUGUCAAUUUGAUCUUUAUUAUAUUGAAUAAAAGGUUUUGAUUACAUCUA